CCACUCCUCACCCUGCCUGACGCACUUUCUGUUAGCCAUCUCGCUCGCGCUCGAGCGGUGACGUUAUUGUGUUGUCUUCACCUGAUUUUCGCAAGUGUGUGGGUGUGUGUGCUCUUUCGAAAUGCAAAUAAGCUCGGUCGGAUACGCAAGCUUUCAAUUAACGGAAUCAAAAUAAAUAUUAAUGGCAUAUAUACUUGUCGAAUUAUCUGCUCUUUAUCGCCGAGAACUUUUUGUCUCCAUCGGCGUUUUUUGUUAGCCGUUUUUAAUGGCCACGCACACAGUUACACACCUUCGGCAAUGCUUUCUCGCUGCCUCCACACUUUCUUUUUCAUCUCUCUUCAUCUAUCUACCCAUCUAUCUGUGUAUCUGCAUCCCAAAAUGUAGCAGAAGUGCACACGACGUUUGUAUCUAUGUAUGUAUGUACAUACAGAUAAACGGAAUUUCUUUUAUUUUUUAUAAUAGUCAACGACAGGUUCCGCUGCAGUUGUUGUAGGUAUAAAGUUAUAUGGAUGGAUAGACCCAUAUGUAUUUAAUUGCGCUUUAGCUGGUAGUGGUGGUCGCACUUAGGUGGAUGCGUGUAUAGGUGUAUGUGUGCGCUUACCUGUGACGUAUUAAUGGAGUUGCAGCCCCCCACCCUUCCAUGCCCUUUUCUGACCCUUUUGCAUCAGCCACCUCAAAAACUGUUUUUUUUUCAGACUAUGUUUACGUUGAGACAACGCCGAACAGUCCCUACUUAAUACGACGCAUCGAGGAGCUGAACAAAAACCAAACCGGCAAUGUGGAAGCGAAGGUCAUGUGCUUCUACCGCCGCCGGGAUCUGCCCAAUCCGCUCGUGCAAUUGGCCGACAAACACCAACCUGCCCUGGAUGAGGAGCGCACCAGUCCAACGCAAACGUCUGGCGGAGGAGGCUCAGCCACCGGGAACUCCGGCAGCAACAGCAGCGGCACUUCCAACAACAACAGCAGCAGCACUGCCAUCGGAGGUGGAGCGGGAGGCUCCGGAGGUGCAGGAGGCGACGCGGAGAAGGGCGAAGCGUUGACCAGCAAGCAGCGCUAUCAGAUCAAGCACCGCGAGCUAUUUCUGUCACGCCAAGUCGAGUCGAUACCCGCCACACAGAUCCGAGGCAAGUGCUCGGUGACCCUGCUCAACGAGACGGAGUCCCUGCAGAGCUAUCUUAAUAAAGACGACACAUUCUUCUACUGUCUGGUGUUCGAUCCAAAUCAAAAGACGCUGCUUGCCGACAAGGGCGAGAUCCGGGUCGGCAGUCGCUACCAGUGUGAUAUACCCGCCAAGCUCAAGGACACCGCCACCGACGACCGCAAGCUGGAGGAACUCGAAUCGCUGGUGUGGACGCCGGAGCACAGCCUGACCGACCGCAAGAUAGACCAGUUCUUGGUCGUGUCACGCUCCAUCGGCACCUUCGCCCGCGCCCUGGACUGCAGCAGUUCGGUGAAGCAGCCCUCGUUGCACAUGUCCGCCGCGGCGGCCAGCAGGGACAUCACACUGUUUCACGCAAUGAACAUUCUGCACAAGCACGAGUACUCUAUUGAAGAGUCCAUGUCGUCGCUAGUUCCUUCCACUGGGCCUGUGCUAUGUCGCGAUGAAAUCGAGGACUGGAGCGCAUCGGAGGCGAAUCUUUUUGAAGAGGCGCUAGAAAAAUAUGGCAAAGACUUUAAUGACAUUCGACAAGAUUUCCUGCCUUGGAAAACGCUGAAACAAAUCAUCGAGUACUACUACAUGUGGAAGACCACCGAUCGCUACGUGCAGCAGAAGCGAGUGAAGGCCGUCGAGGCGGAGCUGAAGCUCAAGCAGGUCUACAUACCACAGUAUAACAACAAUGGCAAGGGGAACGGAACGUCUACGAAGGCGGGAGGUGGCAUCUAUAAUGGAACCACAAACGGGAGCACAGAUCUCUCCAGCAAUGGCAAGCCAUGCGAAUCGUGCGGUACAACGAAAUCAUCACAGUGGAACUCGGUCAGCAGUGGGCACAGUACGAGCCGCCUUUGCCUGAGCUGCUGGGAGUACUGGCGGAGGUACGGCAGUAUGAAGUCGGCGACCAAGGGCGAUGCUGGCGAAGGCGACGCCAAGAAGAAGUCAUCAUCGGCAGCGUCGACGCCGACAGCCACGUUAGCGGGUCUAGCUACAACGCCCACGGCUGUGGUCGACCUGAAUGAUGACGAGAAAAUCAGUGAUCUUACCAAUCGUCAGUUGCACAGAUGUUCUAUUGUCAAUUGCGGCAAGGAGUUCAAGCUUAAGACUCACCUGGCCCGCCACUAUGCGCAAGCGCACGGCAUCGCCAUCAGCUCCGGAUCGCCGCGGCCCAUAAUGAAGACGCGCACUGCCUUUUACUUGCACACCAAUCCCAUGACACGGGUGGCGCGUGCUAUCUGCCGCAGCAUCGUGAAGCCGAAGAAGGCGGCGCGACAGAGCGCGUACGCGAUCAAUGCCAUGCUGGUGAAACAAGAAUUUACAAAUCGUAUUAGUGGAAAAUCGCAGGCGGAGAUCAAGAAGUUGCUUUUGCUGAAGCCCAAGGAUCGGGGUAGUGUCACCAAGAUUGCCAACCGCCUAGGUGCGCCGGGCAGCGGACCGCAUGAAUGGCUAGUACUGACGCCCAAGGACAAAAUGCCGCUGCCGGCUGUCGUCUCGUUCCCCAAACCCCCGAAAGCGCCCGAUGGCAGCUUGGUGUAUGACCGAGUGCCUAACAAGUCACCCGACGUCGUGGCCGUGCCGGCCGACAAGGAGCUCACAAUAAUUCCCACGCAAGCCACGUCGACGAUACGGAAGCGGGCACACGAGGACCAGCAAUUGAAUGGCACUGAAGUUACUAUAGUUCCCAGCGGACCUCCUGCCAAGCGGCCGAAUAAGGAUCCCAUGCCCUCGCAUUGUCCCAGUCCUGAGCAGUUUGCGGCCAUGAUGGCGGCAUCUGGACAGCCGCUCUCCAGGCAUCAUCUCAAUGGUAAACAGAAGAUUGCGCAGAUGGCUCGCGGUGGCAACGGACGCAAGCAGGUUAUCAGUUGGAUGGAUGCACCGGAUGAUGUUUACUUUAGGGCUAACGAUACACACAAAAAAACGCGAAAAAUACUCUCCGCCGUAGAUCUGCGUCGCGCCGCGCGCAAACCAUGGCGCACACUGCCCAUCAAACCUGCGGCGCCCGAGCCGAGUAGCAGGCCCAUUGAAUCACAAAUCGUAAUACUGGACUGACCGUCGCCGGCGAGCACAUUAACAGCAUCAGCAGCAUCGGCAACCAAGUUGUUAUCGUCUUCAGCAAGUAGGUUCGAGCAGCAACAUCCUCCAUUUCCAUACACCAUGGAUGCACUGCUCAACUAGGAGCACUCUCUGGUUUGACUGACGGGCUUGCCAUGUACAUACACCCGCAGCAUAAGGCACACAGACGUGUGGACAGGCAUUCGACUUAGGAUCAGGAUCAGUGUAGUUACAGCAUCACUGUAUGAACAGGACAACAAAACGCGAUACCCGAUAGCAACCACAAACCACUUUAUUAGCGCUUAAAUAGAUGUCUUUUUAACAAGAAAUAGUAAGAUAGUAAGUGUUAAGGUCUGUAGCAGCAGUAACAGAACGCGAGACAACAAAAUAUUUAUAAAUAUUUUAUAUAUAUUUUAAAUUUAAAAAAUCUCAACACACCGAAUGCAAGCUGCACUUUCCUACGAAGGUGCCAGCUGCAACGCACGAAACUCAAAUGUUCGUUAAUUCGUUUAGUACACAACGCAUUUGCAAUGGUUUUUUAAAUAUACAUUUGUGAAUGUGUGAGUUCUGUCGAACUUUUAAAUCGCGCUCUAAAGUUCCACUUUAUUCCUUUAUUUCCUAAACCUAGCUAAAACCAGAUACGUAAUUAUGAAAUUGAAUGGCCUCCGUAAGUUUUAAAUGUUUUUCUGUCCAGAUUUGAAUUGUAAGCCGAAAGAUAUUUGAAAUUGUUUAAGCGAUUUGAAUUAGGGAGUGGAGAAAUUUAACAUUGUUAAUGAAUGUGGCGUGCAAAAUUAAGUAAUUAAAGCCCAAUAAUUUGAACUGUAACUAAAAUCAAGAAGCGUCAACUACAAACAAACUGUACAGUAAAUAACUAAAAUUUAAAAGUUAAAUUUCGAAUAAAGCGUAUUUUCAUAAUGUAUGUAACAAACGACGAAAGUUCGGUCAUUCAAAGAGCUAUCCCACACACGCCUGCACACAUCCCUCACCACCACCACAACCCCCACCCAAGCACAAGCCCAAACCCACAUAUAGCAUAUUAUUAUUUACGCAUAUAAUUAGUACGAGUCUAAGCCGCAUAUAAUAAGUAUGUACAUCCGUUGUGUAUGAUUACACGGAGAUAACAAAGAAUGUCGUCUAGACUCUAGAGAUAGAAGAGCAGCAGCAGGGCAAGCUGAAUGCAGCAGAAGCACGCAGAGCAUAAAGAGAAAACCAAUAAUAUUAAAUGAUUAUGAAACGUUUCGAUUGUAAGCCAACAUACUUUAACUUAACGACCUAAGCAAUUUUGUAAAAUAAAAACACUUCAAAUUAAACGAUUAGUUAAGUCAAAUACGAGAACGAACGGUUCGCAAGCUGAAACUAUUGUCAAAUUUUGGCCACGAUCACAGCAGAACCCGCGCGAAAGCCAAACCAAACCAAACCAGUCACCAGCCAUUGAUUUGAACCUUCAUUUUCCACAAGAAAACACAAACUCCAUUCUGUUCAACCGGAGGGCGGCGACUUCAAGCAGCAAAAAAACCGCAAUAACAAACAAACUAACAGAGAGACAAGCAACAGAAGCAAAUCAAACAGAGCUAUAUACAUAAUUAUAUACCUAUAUAUAUAUAUUAUAUACAGAUAUACAGUAUAACAGUACAUACAUGGCGCAUUGGUCAAGAACAGUACGCAUAAUCCUUUUUACAGAGCAAGAAACUGACGAAGACGACGACGUGACGGCCAGACAAGCAACCGAAAAAGUUUUCCAAAUAAAAUUUUAAAACUAAACAUUUUUCCU
Drosophila melanogaster (fruit fly) is the source of this 4976-nucleotide messenger RNA. RefSeq names its product metastasis associated 1-like (gene MTA1-like). Gene Ontology annotation, cellular component: nucleus; cytoplasm. The transcript is spliced from 11 exons. The record is from RefSeq and is marked reviewed. NCBI's taxonomy places the organism in Eukaryota, Metazoa, Arthropoda, Insecta, Diptera, Drosophilidae. Gene Ontology annotation, molecular function: chromatin binding; sequence-specific DNA binding; zinc ion binding. Gene Ontology annotation, biological process: positive regulation of DNA-templated transcription; regulation of DNA-templated transcription; DNA-templated transcription. The coding region runs from base 641 to 3202 and encodes 853 amino acids.